Molecule: messenger RNA, 6336 nt
Organism: Teleopsis dalmanni
Lineage: Eukaryota; Metazoa; Arthropoda; Insecta; Diptera; Diopsidae
Exons: 4
Coding region: 25-6168 (2047 amino acids)
Biological process (GO): maturation of 5.8S rRNA from tricistronic rRNA transcript (SSU-rRNA, 5.8S rRNA, LSU-rRNA); maturation of LSU-rRNA from tricistronic rRNA transcript (SSU-rRNA, 5.8S rRNA, LSU-rRNA)
Cellular component (GO): nucleolus
Source: RefSeq, a predicted model, not a curated record
AACAUAAAUUGUAAAUAAAAUAAAAUGGCAGUUGAUGCGGGCACACGAAAAAGAAAAAGAAAACAUAAGGAACUGGAAAUUGGGCAGGAGGAAGAAACCGUUGUGCCCACAAAAGUAGCCAAGCAAUCGAAACCUAAAAAACAUAAAAAAAAGGCAUCGAUAAGUGAUAAAACAAACAAUGAACCUAAUGAUGAACAACCAUUUGAAGAAGAUCCAGUUCCUGACGAUGGGGCCAUUGCUGGUGGGUCUUUGCUUAAGGCGAGCGCAGCAAAGAGCGAAACUAAUAAUGACUCUGGUUUUGAAGAAACAAAAUUUUCUAAAGAUUUUAAAAUGUUAAAUUUUAGAGAAAAACUAAGGGGUAACAAUUUUAUAACAGAGUUGCGACACUUUUUGCAUUUGGCACACACACGUCCACAGAUAAUUGCAAAGUACAUAGAAAAACGCGGAAAGCCGCUUGAAUUAGCAGAGGCGUUGGAACGCAUCGAUAAAACAAAUGCUGCACACGUUAAUUAUGUGUGUGAAGCAUUGCAAUUGGUGGUUAUGGAAAUUAUAACGAAUCAAAAAGAUCAUAUGGAAUCGGCAGUGCACGCAUGUCGUUAUUUCUUGAAAUCCUAUGGCAGUACUUUAGAGCUUUUAUUGCAAUCGACGCAGUUACAACAUCGCCGCACUGCACUUAAACUGUUGACGGCAAUUGUUUGUGCGGAACCACAAUUGGGGCGACAAAUAUUAAGUUCAUAUGAUGUGCUUUCGAAUGUCAAAACAAUAGAGAACUUAUUGUCUCAUUCCAAAUUUGAAAUAAAUGACAGUGAAACUGUGCGCAAGUGCUACAUACAUUUUGUGCUAGCCUAUUUGAUUGAUGGUAAUACUUUGCUCAUACGUAAUAUUCUCGAUCGUGGUGCACUGUUACGUGGGCUAGCAUCCGGACUUAUAUACGAUGACCAUGUCACCGCUUGUGUAGUUAUUAGUACUUUACGCCAAUAUGUGUUGGAAUGUGCAGAAAUUUCGAAGACGAAGAAGACAAACGUUUUUGAUUUGGAAUGUUGUAAGCAUUUUGUGCGUUUGUAUGAUUGGCAAGGACCAAAAGUGUAUGCGGCCAAAGCGAGCAAAAAACAAAAAACUGAUUUAAUGCCAAAGGAAAUUCAAGAAAUUGUGGAUGCCGAUGAAAGGGAUGCAGUAGCAAGUGCGGCACAUGAGUUUUUGGUCAUUUUACUCACAUCCCGAAAACAUGGUAUAACAUUUGAUGCCAUCACUCAUUUCCGUGAGAAACAUAAUAGCAUACAGGGUAAAUUGCUUGGAUUUCUUUAUAAGCCUUGGUGUGAUACGCGUAAAAUCGAAUUAGUCGUAAAAGUGUUGUUAGCGUGUCCCGAGCUUGCACGUCACACUGUGCGUCAUUUUUCUGGUAUUGUGAAUCCUAUGCGUACAAUAGCACGAGAUUGGGUUGCUGCAGUUAACUUUUUAAACACAAUUAUUGCUACAUUACACCCUAAGUUAUUGGGCAGUGCUUUGGAGAAAUUAACUAUAACAGAUUUCACAUAUUGGAUCAAAGAUAUUUGUUUACCUGUUGAGACGCUUGUGUUGCUAACUGGUGCUAAAAUGUUAAAACAUCAACAAUUUUCUUUUCGUUUAGCAACCAAUCGUUUGCUUUUAACCAUGUUCACACAGUACCAAAAUUAUGUAGAAAUUGUGAGAAAACGUGAACAGGUGAAGAGCGGCAACUCAUUGCGGCGUUUCAAAUUUGAUUUACUGAAUCAUAUACUUGUCAAUUUUCCAACAGUUGAAGAUAUUUUGAAUUCACUUUAUGCAUCUAUACAAUUGCAACAUAAUGAAGAUGUUAAUGUGCUGGAACACUUAGAUGUCGCUUUGGAUCUUUUGUUGGUGAUAUGCAAAGAGAACCAAGCCUUUGUGAAUAAAACCAGUACAAUUAUUGAUUAUAUAAAGCUACUACGUCCACUUUAUCAAACGGAAAAUAGCGCUAAUAUAAAAUUAGAGUUAAAGGCGAUCAAAACAAUAUUAUUACUCUUUCCAAAGGCAUUGGAGCCAGGUGAAGAGUUAUUCAACAAUGUGUUAACUUCUUUCAUCAAGGCAUUUGUGUUUGGAAGUGGUGAUGUGCAAAGAGAAGCAGGUGAAUUGCUACGUGGCAUCUUUAUAAAUACUGGAAUAUUUGAUUCAGGUGAACUGGAAAUUGACUUAUGGUUAGAGGCGUUAAGAUUUUGCGAUGCUGAAACUGUUGAUAUUGUGACACAGGUCUUCAAUGAAGUCUUACAGGUCACAAAACUUGAAGUGGAACAAAUUAAAACCGAUGAAAAAGUGGAAAAUUCAAAAUCUUUGCAAAAAUUAUUUGAAAAUAUUGAGCAAGGAUUGACACUGCAGGCAUACAUAGAAACACUCUCGAUAAGCAAACUAAUGCCAUUAAUUUUCAAAGGCGUUGAAAUUGAGGAACAAUUGGGAAAAUACUUAGAAACUGUUUGCUUGCUUAUGUAUCAUUAUUAUCCCAUGCCGAGUCAUGUUUAUAAAUUGUAUGAAAUGAAGUUUGAACAACUAAAAUCUUAUAUGGAGAGUUGGUUGCCUGGUAAUGAGCGUGAACCAAUACAAUUAACAGACUCAUGGGCCAAAGUAGUGCCUUAUAUGCAAAGUGUACAAAGUGCAGUCUUAAAAGGAGAUCUAGACUUCAUAAAUAUAUUCUGUAAAUCAAGCGCAGACCAUACUUUGGAAGUAGAAGUAAUGGGUAAGCAACUGAAAUUACCUGGAAUUUUUUGCAAUGAACGUUUGGUUAUGCUUUACGUGCAACAAGUGCUAUUUUUGGUGGCACAACUUACAGUCAAACAGUUAUUGACACGCGUGCAAGCGCAGAAAUCUGCUGAUUUACUAAUAAAUUUAUUGAGUGUAAUACGUAAGACUGAUGAAAAACGUUGUGAAGCUAAUGCAGCUGUUGAGGAGCAAACAAAUGUUAGUUUUAUACAGAAAAUGAUCAAGUAUAUUUUCAGUGUGCGUAUUGCACAUAUAAACACAGCAGACCUCCUUAAUGCCAACAGCGAAACAAAUUUAAAUUUUAUAUACUUUUUGUAUCAAAUCACUGAAUAUUGUAAUGUUUUGCCAGAUUUUACAUUGCACUCCACAAAUUAUAGGCUUAAAAUCGUUAAAGCUGUUGGCAUUUCACUGCAGUCUCUCGAAGAAACCGUAACUCACAGCUCUAAGCUUUUGGAUGGUAUUAGUUUGAUAAAGGCGUUAAAUUUGGAAACUGAGGACUGUAUUGAAAUAUUAAAUUUGGUUAUCAAUAAAGUCAAGUACACAGAUUUGUUUGUGUCUGACGGUACAACAAAAAGCUUCUAUUAUGAAUUGCUUGUCUGUGUAUUGAUGCGUUUAGCUGGCUUACAAAACGCUAUUAAAUGUGAUGACUUUAUUAAAAAGUUUGCCAAAUUAUAUAUAAACUUCGUGAAGAAACUUGGACAAGAAAGACAAGUUGAAGAGCUGGAAGAAGCAUUUUAUAAUUUUUUGCUACUUUACCAUCAAAAUAUUAAAUUGUUAAGUAUCAAAUUCUUUAGUUCACUGCUUACAGAACGUAAAACAAGUAAGUCUAGCAUAAAGUUAGCUUGUUUAUUGCUAUCACGCGAUACAAAACUGCACCAAGAGUUCAUCACACAACUGCCCGAAAAAAUCACCAAAAAAGAAUUAAUUUAUCCGCUUUUAAGUACAGCGUUUAAGCAGAAUUUGUUAUUUGAGAGUUCCUUACUCCAAAGUAUUUAUCAGGAAUAUAAAAAUGGUUUCAUGAAAACUAUCGAAAAACCACAAAAAGCAGGUGUGAUCUAUAAGGAGCACGCCGAUUGCAGCAUAGCAUUGAUUGAACGCUGCAUGCCCAAGUCGGAGUGUGUGGAUUUUUGUAAUAAAAAUUUAAAAGUAGAUGCUGUGGAAUUAUUUCAAAUGCGUAUCAUCAAUGCCAUUUAUAAAAAAGCCUAUAAUUCCUUAGACGAGAAUGCUUUAGAACAAAAAGCAAAUAUUUUUGUUAACUAUAUAAAUUUGCAAAUACAAAUGCUGAGCACUGACAUGAAGAAGUCAAUUGUAGAUACUAAUAAAAUUGAACUAUUCGCUUUUAUGCUUUACGAUUGGUGGCAAUCAGCUUAUACAGACGUUGCGGAGAAAACCUUACCAUUCGAGGCAAAUUAUAGCAAAAUUCUGCAUAAUCAGCAAUGGUUGAAUUUUUGCAAAACUUCUCUAAAAACUGCUAUGCAAAUAAAUGAGUCUGAGUUGAAAAUUGCCGAAGCCGAUCAACGUAAUGGUUUAAUACUGAAGUUACUGGCAUAUAUAUGUGGAAAUCUCUACACACUAGAGGAAGGCGGUGAAGGCAGUAGCGCUUCACAGCUUUUCGACAUAAUUUGUACACAUUCAAAGUUCUAUGAUAUUAUCUUACAAACUACGAAUACACAAGUGAAAACACAAGUUCUACAUCUACUGUAUGUAUUGGCGAAGAAGUCACCGUCAGCACUAAAUCAAAGUCAAAUACCAUUUAUCUUAGGUGCCUAUCAAGCAAAGUUAACACUCGCCGAUCGCUAUACACUGGGACUACUGGAGUUGUAUGAGUUACAUGACUGUGGCUUACAACAAUAUCGUCCAUAUAUAUGGGGUGAGAGUGCAGUAGCUUUUUAUGCUUUACGUAGCACAGACGAGGAACGCACUAAACUCAAACAACAAGAAACAUCCAUUGAACAAGUUAUGUCUCUGAUUGAUCGACAAGUCUGUGAAUAUACGUUGACUAAUUUUCCAAUCUGGCGUAAACUACAUGUUGGGCAACAAAUGCCCUCUAUUUGCUUUGAAAAUCCAGAACUGAAAGCACUGCGUUUUGGUACAAACAGUUUAGAGCGUUCCAUCGAAUCAGGCACGACAGCUUUUGUUGCUGCUGAAAUGCUCAUAUGUCCGAAACGUGAUGGCAUUUAUGAACAGUGCUACGAUCCAGCAUUUGUCGUGCCUUUAAUGAUUAUGUGCUUUUCACCUGAAGCUUAUGCACAUCCCGCACGGCCCGUACAAAAUGGUUUGCUUGCUGUUGCAUUUGCUGCACUUUCUUCACAGGACAGAGAUAUGCGUUUGGCUGCAGGCUGCGUUCAAUUACGUUAUCGUGCUCACUUUGAAAAUAGUAAAUUCUUUGAACGUCCCUUGUGGAUACAAACGUAUGAAAAUAUACAAGCUGGUUUGAGUGAGUUACGUGAUGCUUGGAUGAAGCACAAGAAAAGUCAUAGCACACCACGUGUGCCUUAUAUAUCUGGUCUAUUCAUAGCUAAAACUUUUAAUAUCACCACUGAUUCCACACAUUUGCUAUAUAAACAGCUUACCAUGUAUUUACGUCUGAAAAGCACAUUCAAUUUCCAAUGUAUACCAGAAUUCAAUGUACUCUUUUAUUCGCACGAAGUGGAACAUCAACAGUUCCGACGUUUCAUAUUGGAAGUGAUAUGCAAUGGUAUUAAGUGCAGCUCUGAUCUAUUUCUUUUAGUCAGCACAAAUACAUUUAAGGUACUAAUGGGCUUCUAUGGCAGCACAAUGUCUACGUUAGAUAUUAAUUUGCUGAUAUUGUCUAUAUUUUCAACUUGUGCCAAAAUACCAGGAUCUAUAAAAAUUAUAAUCGAAAAUGUAGGGCUCCUGUCUUGGUUAAGUUCAAUUGUGAACUCAACUGAAUUCUAUCAGUUCGAUGUGAUAGAGGGUCUUAUCACUGUGAUCAACAAUUUGUGGUAUUCACUUAAAGCCAGUGCUGCUCAAUUUCAUAAUAUUGAACAUCUCAAUGCGGAUAUAUAUCGACUUAUUUUAUUAUUAUUACCUCUGCUGUCACCCCGUAUUUCAGUGGGCAAUUUCUCGAAAUUGUUGAAUAUUAUGCAGAAAACAGCUGGUAGUAAGCAAUCAUAUCGUGCACUCUCAUCUGACCAAUUAGACAAAUUAAUAGGUUGCGCACAGCGACAUUUCCCGAAAUAUGUGCAAAAUAUUGAGAGUAUUAAGAAGAACGGCGGAGAUGGCGCUGCAACACAUGUUGAAUAUUGUCAGGACUUGCAUAGUCAAGGGGAAUCACCUAUGACUGUGUUGGCACUCUCCAGUUUGCGCGGUUAUGUUAUAGAUUGGUGGUCGAAUACAAAUGUUGAUGCUCUCACAAACAGCAUAGUUGUGGAUGAUCUAAAUAUAACAGAGAUUUAAUAUAUGUAUAUUAGGUAAAGUAUUUUAAGGUUUAUAGAAUUUUGCUUUUUUUUUUGUAAAUGUUUAAUUUUGUAAGUUUUAAAUUAAUUAAGUGUAAACUAAUUGUUAUAAAAAAUUAAGUUUUAAAAUGUUCAACUUAUAGUUUAUAAAUAAAAUGAAUAUUUUUUA